CUUCAAAUUUCCUAAUUCAAUAAUCUCUAAACAAUUUAAGUACAGGUACUAAUAAAAGAAUUGAUUUUGGCAUCCCUUGAAAAUAUAGAUAAAUUCAUUACAGAAUUUACAAUAAGAUUCCACUAACCUGAUAUCUUAAUAAAAAAUGCUGCAAUAGCUAUAAAAUCAGAGGAUUUAGAGAUAUUCUAACUCACCUUUAAAGAUACUUUUUAAUUUCAUUUAACCACUCACCUAAUUUCUAUUAGAUUCUCUAUUCGAAAAAAAAAUAUAAGACAUCUAAUGGUCUCAUUUAAAAAUUCAAGAAUUACAAACAUAACUAAAGAUGAUUUACUCAAACUGGCUGAAGAAUAUUAAUAACAUGUUACUAACAACUAAAUCAUAUUUUUAAUUACAAUUCUAAUUUGAAGGCUUUCAAAAUCUUUAAAAUUUUUGUACAUUUAAUAUGUAUCAUGAUUUUGUAGUUAUUUUGAUCCAUAUAAAUAAAAAGGAUGGUUAAGUGGGAAAUUUGUAAUCAUUUCAAUUAGUAAAAUUGCUUAUUAAUAUUGUAGCCUAAAAUGGUGUAGUUAAGAAUAAGAUUCAAGUCUAUUCAUGUCUAUAGUGAUAAUAUAAAUAUGAUGAUUUUACACAUGUUGUCUUGGUUAGAUGAAUAAAGACAUAGGUGGAGAUUAGACCAGAUUGAUAAUUGAUUUAGGAGCUUUGACACCUGUUUACUUAGUAGAAUUGCCACAUGAAGGGAAUCUUAUCUUAGGGAUAGUUCUUUUAUCUCUAAAAAGGGGAGGAUGUAUGAUAUGAUAUAAGAGUUAAAAAGAUAAGAG
Messenger RNA from Paramecium sonneborni, 815 nucleotides. The record is from the annotation of a GenBank genome assembly. Lineage: Eukaryota; Ciliophora; Oligohymenophorea; Peniculida; Parameciidae.